Messenger RNA from Tremella mesenterica DSM 1558, 778 nucleotides. RefSeq lists its product as uncharacterized. Bases 80 to 691 code for a protein of 203 amino acids. Lineage: Eukaryota; Fungi; Basidiomycota; Tremellomycetes; Tremellales; Tremellaceae. The record is from RefSeq and is a predicted model, not a curated record. The transcript has 2 exons.
CCAAUCUAUCUAAAGCUUACAACCAUAACUACCUACUACUAUACUACUACUAUCUCCUCUAUAAGACCCUUAUCUCGACAUGUCCGAAGAUUCCAAAGUCCAAUGGGACGCCUUUUAUAAUGAUCCCAAAGAUGAUAUCGUUUUUGUCUCUAAUGACAAAAUUCAUUUCAGAGCUUCGUCUUGGCUAAUGAAACGACAUAGUCAAUUCAUCAAGGACAUGCUCGAUUUCCCAGGCAAAGGCAACAUUUCCGACGCUCAUAUCGACUUAGAAGCUCCUGCUCAUAUUGUCAGACAUUUCAUCGCGUUAUGUUAUACCACCGGUCCAUUUCAUAUGGAAUUGAAAGAAACGAAAGUCAGUCAAAUUAUCGUCAUUUGUGAAAAAUUACAAUGUUCUCAACUCAUCCAAAGAGUCUUAGGUGAUCUGGUCCGGUUUGUCGAUUACGAUCCUGUGGAAUCUUUCAUCUUCGCAGCGGAAUAUCGUCAUGUCGAAUUAGCUAAAGCUGCUAUCGCUCUUUUUCCCGAAGAUCCAAAGGUUCCUUUUUCACCUGUACUUGGUAUGCGAGGGAAAUCAGACGGUUUGGCAAGUCGAUAUCUUAUCGAAAUCAUGCGUCUUAGAUAUCAGUGUCGGUACGGCUAUAACAGUCCUGAAUUACGCACCUGGAAGGAGGUUUCAAGCUCGUUCAAUCCGUAACAUCGCUUUCUUCCAGGAUAUCAGUGAACAGAGUCGGUACAAUCGGACUACGAAACCUUUAAUCACUUCAAUUUGUACACCUACUCU